This is a messenger RNA of Carassius carassius (crucian carp), 950 nucleotides long. Its product is annotated as staphylococcal nuclease domain-containing protein 1-like. The transcript has 8 exons. Gene Ontology annotation, cellular component: cytosol; nucleus. The coding region runs from base 252 to 854 and encodes 200 amino acids. Gene Ontology annotation, molecular function: nuclease activity; RNA binding. NCBI's taxonomy places the organism in Eukaryota, Metazoa, Chordata, Actinopteri, Cypriniformes, Cyprinidae. Gene Ontology annotation, biological process: mRNA catabolic process. The record is from RefSeq and is a predicted model, not a curated record.
UGUCCAAGGUCCACUUUACUGCAGAGAGAAGCUCCUACUACAAGUCUCUAUUGUCUGUGGAGGAAACCGCCAGACAGAGAAAAGAGAAGCUCUGGGCCAAUUAUGAAGAGAAACCAAAAGAAGAGGUGGCUCAGCUCACAGAGCAGAAGGAACGUGUGGCGAAAUACAAAGCUGUCUAUGUCACCGAGAUCACAGAUGGACUGCACUUCUACGCGCAGGAUGUGGAAACCGGUACUAAGCUGGAGAGCCUGAUGGAGAGCAUGCGAGGAGAGAUUGCCGCCCAACCUCCGGUGGAAGGAUCCUAUGCCCCGCGCAGAGGGGAUUUCUGCAUCGCAAAGUUUGCUGAUGGAGAAUGGUACAGAGCUCGCGUCGAGAAAGUUGAAUCUCCAGCAAAGGUUCACGUGUUCUACAUCGACUAUGGAAACAGAGAGAUACUAUCCUCCACGCGUCUUGCAGCCCUUCCUCCAGCCUUCAGCACGCGUACGCUUCCUCCACAGGCUACAGAAUACACAUUUGCCUUCAUUCAGGUCCCACAGGAUGAAGACGCACGAGCUGACGCCGUGGACGGUGUGGUCAGGGACAUUCAAAACAAACAGUGUCUGCUGAACGUGGAAUACAGUGGAGCUGUCUGCCCGCACGUCACGCUGCAGUUUGCCGACUCGAAAGAUGAUGUGGGUCUGGGUCUGGUGAAAGAAGGCCUUGUCAUGGUGGACGUACGGAAAGAGAAGCACCUGCAGAAAAUGGUGACUGAAUAUCUGAAUGGCCAGGAAUCUGCCAAGAGUGCCAGGCUUAACAUUUGGCGUUAUGGAGAUUUCCGUGAUGAUGAUGCAGUUGAGUUCGGGUAUCGCCGCUAAGUCAUUGUUCCAAAGACCUUGAGGAAGACCAGAUGCAUUCGCAGAGAACACAAAAAAAAAAUAAAAAUCAUGACAACAAAACAAAACAAAACAAAA